AACUCAACUGUUGCUUUUAUUACGACAAACUCAACUGACACCAGCGCAACUAGAUGAAGCACAUUUCUACAAGCUUUAUCCCUCACUGAAAGAUCCCCAAGAGAAAAACGCUAGCAACUCGUCGUCGCUACCGUUGAUUUCAAGACAACAAGCAAUUGCCAUUUGUAUUAAUUAUAAUUAUGAUCCCGAUGCGAGCGGCCACUCUUUAAAGUCAAUAUUAACUUAUUAUUCUCUGAUACAUCAGUAUUUGAUCAUUCUAACACCGUCACCAUUAGACAAAUUAUCGCGGAAAAAUCAAGUCAUAUUAAAACAGUUUAAUGCGAAACAAACAUCAGUUGUACAACAGCCAAAUAAACAUCUGCUAUUACAACAAGUUAACAUUACAUUGUCACAUCUUAAGCAAUCAAAUCUUUAUCAUGUUGAAUGUACUAAUGCAUCGCGUGGCUUUUAUCAAUAUAAAUGUAUUUCAUUGUGUGCACAGUUUGGGGAUAGACUAAAACAAUCUGAUAUAUUCUCAACAUUACACGGUGUAUUAUAUCUGUCUGAUGAUGUUUUCUUUAAUUUCACUCAAGUAUUCGCUCAUCCUGAACGUUAUUCAUUGGAUGAAUUUUGGAUAACUUCAUCUAUUCAUUAUGUAAAUCUUACAAGUGGAAAACUAGGCGCAAGAGAAUUGAGAAAUCCUUGGUGGCAUUACAGAAAUGGAUGGGAACGUUUUCGUAAGUUGUUCAAUACAGAUUUGCCAAAAGACUACCGAAACAUAUUCAAGAUAUUGUAUGGUCCCGACAGUGUUUUAACAUCAAGUUAUUCAGAUGUAAUUUAUAUUCCUUUUGCUGACAAUCAAUUACGGACAUUUGUAAAAAUGGUUGCUUUAGUUAUGUCCUUAUAUCCAGAAGUAUUUUGUGAAGUUAUAAUAACGACACUCGUUGAUUUAUCUAGUUCAUUAUGUAAUCACUGGCCUUAUCAGAACGACAGAGCUAUUUAUAAUUCUUCUGUUAAUUUGUUGAAUAAUCAUACGAACAUGAAGCGAUCAUAUUAUAGUCCCGAUCCCUACAAUGCAAGCAGAUACAAAUAUCGUCCGUGCUUACUAAAUCCUGAUGGAUAUAUUUGGCGACAUUACCGAAGAGCAUCUAAUUUGUUCAGAAUUGCUGUUACUACAGGUACAUUUCCAACAUACCACCAAAACUUAUCCAAAAAUGAAAGCUGGUUAGAACCUACAGAAUUUUAUCAUCCAUUGAAAUUGUCGAAUCCAAAUAGUUGGGAAUCAAAACUUUGGAAUGAUGCCAUGAAAAUUCAAAUAUUCAAAUUCGAUCGUCUUCAGAAAUGCAAGUUAAACAGAACUGGAGUAGCAUGA
This is a messenger RNA of Didymodactylos carnosus, 1351 nucleotides long. The record is from the annotation of a GenBank genome assembly. Lineage: Eukaryota; Metazoa; Rotifera; Eurotatoria; Philodinida; Philodinidae.